GUGGGAAUGUGCUCAUUCUGAAGACCUGGGGCGAGCAGGGAGGCCCUCACAUGCAGGCUCUGCACUUCAGCUUUGCUGCUGGGGCCUUUGUGUCUCCAAUCAUUGCAAAGUUGCUGUUUGGGCCGGAUGGAAAUAGCAGCAUGGGACCCACGCCCACCAAUUCAACAUCUCCUGCCGCCACAGAACACCUCACCGUCUCUGACGCUCACAGGUUCAUCAGCUUCAUCCACAGCAGGAGCAGCACCCUCAAAUCCAUGUGGGCCUACAUUGUGAUCGGCUCUUAUAUCGGCCUCAUCUCGUUCCUCUUCUUCAUCCUCUACACCCGCAGCAGCAUGUCCCAUGACAAAGCUCGCACGUCGUCAGGAAAGCCCCUGGUGGCCAAACACCACACUGCUCUUGUUAUCCUGCUCUUCUUUUUUUUCUUUGGCUACGUGGGUGCUGAGGUGGCAUACGGCUCCUUCAUCUACAAUUUCGCCAAGGACUACGCACACAUGCCACAGUCGCAGGCAGCCGGGUUGAACUCGUUGUUCUGGGCAACGUUCGCUGCCUGUCGGGGGUUUGCCAUCUUCUUUGCGGCCUGUGCGUACCCGGGGACCCUGAUCCUGUUCAGCCUGGUGGGCACCACCAUCUCCUCCCUGCUUCUCUGCCUCUUCAGCAGUGAGAAAGUGGUCCUGUGGGUUUGCACUGGUCUCUAUGGAGCCUCCAUGUCCACGACCUUCCCCAGUGGCAUCACCUGGAUGGAGCAGUACACCACAGUGACGGGCAACACAGCGGCUGUGUUUGUGGUGGGCUCAGCACUGGGUGAGAUGGUGCUGCCUGCGCUUGUAGGCUUCCUGGGAAAGUUCUACCAAUACCCCUUUCUGAUGUACCUGUCACUCAUCACUGCCACCUUCACCUCCAUCCUCUUCCCCGUCAUGUACAAGCUAGCCUCUGCCCCUAAUGGUCAGAGCAGGAAACCCCGCGCCAUGGGUCGACCCGACGCCGACGACAGUGAAUUCCGUCAGGCGCUGCUGGAUUCAGGAGCCCAUGAUGAAGAGGAGGAGGAGGAGGAGGAGCCAGACAUCGAGGCGGAUCAAUGGAACGAUGCAGACUUUGAGGUGAUUGAGAUGGACGACACAGCGAGUCUCGUGAGUUCACCCAGCAAGGCUUCGUCUCCCCCCGAUGUCAGCGGUGUGAUGGAGCCUCGGUCCGCAGGGGGAGCCUCCUCCUCAGACUCCAUCUCUCUGGUAGGAGACUCCCCCAGACGGAAGCUGCUGCUCUCAGACAGAGAGAAGAGAGACUGAACUGGAAAGAUAUCAAUAUACUUCAGAUCAUUCACAGAACACAGGCAGCUUCACGUUUUAAAACUGCUGGAUGAAGGUUCGGAAGUCUGACACAAUUUUUUUUUAUUGCGAAGGAUUUUGUGUUGACCUACUCCUUCCACAGUGAGGUCAAAGGUCAGGGUCAGCUGUGGAACAGAAGUAAAAAUUCAGUGCCUUGCUCAAGGACAGAUGAGCAGAGUGAAUGAGUUGAGCCAUGGCCGCUCGCCCUGUUCUUCAUCGUCAUGCUGCCAAAAACGGAUGUCUCAAAACUGGAUUCUAGAUUGAAUGUGUGAUGGUGAUAGUUGUGUACGUGAAGUUGUGUGCACUUAUGUAAUAGGCAUUUUUGGUUUUUGUCAUGUCCUGUGAAGUGUCAAGUGGCUUGUGGUUCUUUAAAUCAUGUGUUGUUGCUGUGAUUCAUUAAGUUUUUAUUUAAAGAACUAAAUCAUUGAAAGAGGACGUUCAGAUACAUUGACUUUUUAUUAUAUCAAUCUCAAACCUCCACCUACAGCAAUGUCCAUUAAAAACACAGAAACACCUCCUUCAUAAUCAUUAUUUACAUUUAUACAAAUAGACAGAUCCUGUGUAUGGCUGUAUGUAGAAUUGAAGAUCAGGUCUUUACAGAGUUUGAUGACAGCUUUUCUUUCUGCACAGAAAAUUGGUAAUGUACACAAAACCAUAUGCACAGGGAAAUAAUAGACUCUUCAUGACAUACAUUAUCAAAAUACAGUAUUGCAACAGUCCCAGAUUUAAAAAAAAAAA
Molecule: messenger RNA, 2060 nt
Organism: Paralichthys olivaceus (Japanese flounder)
Lineage: Eukaryota; Metazoa; Chordata; Actinopteri; Pleuronectiformes; Paralichthyidae
Source: RefSeq, a predicted model, not a curated record